UGGGGGUGCGAGAGAGACGGAGGCGCGUUUCCCAGAAUUCAUCUGUCGUGCUAAACCUGCUGAGAGCAAACUAGCAUCUUCAUCGAACUACAGAAAAACAUCAUUCUGUGCGAUAAAACCUUACUCAAGGCAGGUCAGAGCAGUCGAAAGAUGAGCGGAGGGACGCCUUACAUCGGCAGCAAGAUCAGUCUGAUCUCAAAGGCCGAGAUCCGAUAUGAAGGAGUCUUAUACACGAUCGACACCGAGAACAGCACUGUAGCUCUGGCUAAAGUGAAGUCCUUUGGCACUGAGGACCGUCCCACGGACAGACCGAUCCCUCCUCGAGAGGAUGUCUUUGAGUACAUCAUAUUCAGAGGAAGUGACAUCAAAGACCUGACGGUGUGCGAGCCGCCCAAACCCACCUGCAACCUUCCUCAGGAUCCCGCCAUCGUGCAGUCCUCUUUGGCAUCCAGCGCCGGCCCCACGGCUCCUUCCUUCCAGUCAUAUGCCCCGUUCAGUCGGGCCCCGUACAGCCAGUUCAGCUCCAGUCCGAUGGUACCCCAGCCGUUCGGAGCAGCGGUCACAACUGGUCGUUCCAGUCCAUCUCUGGAGCCCUCGAGGAAGACCCCGACCCUGGAGCAUGGGGUCCAGACGGCCCCGGUCGCCCCCCCCACGGCUGCAACCAGUACUGUGAGUCAGAGGAGCCCUGGAGUGACCCUACCCGCUCUCAACACCCAGAAAUCUGCUGAAAACCAGGAACAGAAAGCUACAGUGUCUGAUGUUCAGAAGGUUCCUCGGCCAGAAUCAGACUCAAACAGGCCUGAUAACAAAGACCCGAACAAACGGCAUUCUGGUGGCGGUGCUCUUCCAGUGAGAAAGGGGCGGGGCAGUGGUGGAGGAGGCGGCGGUCAGCGUGGGCGGGGCAGGUUUAACGGGCGUAGAGAUGGACCAAUGAAAUUUGAGAAUGACUUUGACUUUGAGAGUGCCAACGCCCAGUUCAAUAAAGAGGAGAUCGACCGCGAGUUCCAAAACAAACUCAAGAUUAAAGAUGAGAAGAGUGAGACAUCGGAGAAGACUCUGAACGGGGAGGAGAAGACGGAUUCAGGCGUGGAGACCCAGAACAGUGAAGGCAACGCUGAUCAGGAGGAUCCUCUGGGACCCAACUGUUACUAUGACAAAUCCAAGUCCUUCUUCGACAACAUCUCGUGUGACGACUCCAGAAAGGAGAAAUCAGGAGGUGCUUUUGGAAGGGAGCGGAGGCAGACCUGGGCGGAGGAGAGGAGGAUGAACUCGGAGACGUUCGGUAUUCCUCUGCGUCACAAUCAAGGACGCGGGGGUUUCCGGGGCAGAGGCGGCGGCAUGGGCUUCCGUGGCGGCCGCGGGCGAGCGGCUAGCAGGGGUUCGUUCAUGCCCUCCCGCGGCGGGGGAUUCAGGGGCGGCUUUAGAGGCAGCAGAGGAGGGCGAGAGUUCUCUGACUUUGAGCACAGGAAGGAGAAUAAAGUGGCGGCGUAGUUUAACCUGAAGACCAGAUCAUCCCAGCAGCCAAGAAUCUCAGAUCAUCACGUCUAGAUUAACGCUUUGGUUUCGACUCCUGAUUUACAGGAACUGCCUCUCUCUGUCUAACACCAGCUGGACACAGUUUAUUUUCUCCUUCCUUCCUUUUUUAGAAAAAGAGAUCAAAACAUUUGCUGUUUUUUGGAACCGUUUGACCUGCAUUCGAUACAUUCAGAGGAAUAAUCUGUGUACAAGAUACCAUCCAUGGAAAGAUGAUGACUAUUAUUAUUAUUUGGUAUUUUUUCGUCAACCAUUAGUUCCUUUCGUAAUAAACAGAGGAAGGUAUUUGAUAAUAUUCGGUUCCCCGCUGAUACUGUGAGCGCUCCUCAGUCGAUAGCUUUAUUAUGCCAUGUUUUUUGGAUCUGUUCUCUAAUAUCGAAGACCCAGUUUAGAGGCUGCCACCCAAACUAAACAAACGCCUGCUGCUUUCACUUCGUUUAAUACUUUCACAUGGUUUGUAGUACAAGUACUUGUGUUUUUUUAGUUCAUAAGGUUAUCUCGGCCCCCAAAAUAUCUGUUUUUGUGGAUAAUGUCUAGCAGAAA
This is a messenger RNA of Carassius carassius (crucian carp), 2076 nucleotides long. RefSeq names its product protein LSM14 homolog A-like. The record is from RefSeq and is a predicted model, not a curated record. Gene Ontology annotation, cellular component: P-body. NCBI's taxonomy places the organism in Eukaryota, Metazoa, Chordata, Actinopteri, Cypriniformes, Cyprinidae. Gene Ontology annotation, biological process: P-body assembly; cytoplasmic stress granule assembly. The transcript has 10 exons. Gene Ontology annotation, molecular function: mRNA binding. Bases 151 to 1491 code for a protein of 446 amino acids.